UUAAAUGCCAACCAAAUUAAUUUGAUCUGGUUUAAUUCAUUUGCAGAAUUGGUAAAUAAUAUCUAAAAUGACCAAUCCAAUAACAGAGCAAAUCCCCGCAUAAUAUCGUCGAACACCUGGAGCGCAAUUGACAAAAACUCCUCCAAACAUGUCUAUGACUCGAAUUAUGUCGGCUCUCCUCACACGAACUCAUUCCUUUUCUUCUUCGCGGGCUCCCGUCUCCACCACUUUUGCUUCUUCACUCUCCGUGAAACCAAAGAUUUCAUAUCAGAAUGAUUGCGGAGGCCAUGCAAGGAAGUUGCAUCUCUUGGAUCCUCGGCUUUGGAUUAUCUUUUCUGGACAAGCCGCAAUUCUUGGGUUUUGUGGGAACGUUGCAUUGGCAGAGGAUGAUCCUAUUAAGCCAAGAUCUGGAGAUAGUACUGAUGGGAGUGGGUUAGAAAGAAUUGAGGACGGCUCGGUUGUGUCUAAUAUACACACAUCUAAGUGGAGGGUGUUUACUGAUAGUGGGAGAGAACAUUUCUUUCAGGGGAAACUGGAGCCGGCAGAGAGGCUUUUCGGUUCGGCAAUUCAGGAAGCCAAGGAAGGUUUUGGAGAGAGGGAUCCACAUGUUGCAUCUGCAUGCAACAAUCUGGCAGAGUUAUACAGAGUUAAGAAAGAAUUCGACAAAGCAGAGCCCUUAUACCUGGAAGCUGUUAGCAUACUGGAGGAGUACUAUGGUCCUGAAGAUGUGCGUGUUGGUGCUACUCUACACAACCUUGGACAGCUUUAUCUUGUCCAGCGAAAACUUGAGGAAGCUCGUUCUUGCUACGAGCGUGCUUUAAAGAUGAAAAGACGAGUCCUGGGACAUAAUCAUCCGGACUAUGCAGAGACAAUGUAUCAUCUUGGAACGGUAUUACAUCUGCAAGGAAAAGACACAGAUGCGGAGGCUCUUAUCCUGGAUUCUCUUAAAAUACUUGGGGAUAAUGGUCAAGGAGAGUCAAUGACAUAUAUUAGGAGACUGAGAUACCUUUCUCAGAUAUAUAUACGAUCCAGUCGUCUGGCUGAUGCUGAAAACAUACAGAGGAAACUAUUGCACAUGAUGGAAUUAUCAAAGGGAUGGAACUCAAUGGAGACAGUAAUUGCAGCUGAAGCAUUAGCGGUUACUCUACAAUUAUCUGGGCAGCUGAGUGAAGCUCAAGAACUGUUUGAAAAGUGUCUCAAUACCCAAAAGAAGUUACUUCCAGAAGGACACAUCCAGAUAGGUGGAAACUUUCUGCACAUGGCGAAGACAUUUAUGCUUCAGGCUACUCAGUUGAGAGGAACUGAUAACAGUGAAGCUCUAUCUAAACUAGAGAAAGCAAAGAAUUAUCUUGGAGACUCAUCUAGGAUAGCAAAAGACGUUCUGCUUAAGCUGAAAAACCAAAAGGGCAAAGAGCAGAAACAAGGAAAAUCCAGUGAGACUUUGAGGAAUUAUGAACACGCAGCUUUAGUCAUAUUGCUACGAUCUCUUGAGAGUCUUGCAGUUCUGGAGACGAGCAAAAAUGAGAUCCCGGAGGCAAAGGAAAGGGACCCACAUGCAGCUGAAGAUGCACUUCUCCAAUGUCUUUCAGCUUAUAAAGAGUUUGGUUGUGGAAGUCAGCUGCAAGAUUCUCCGGAAGUAAAGACCGAAUACGUUACGUGUCUUAAGCAUCUCUCAGUUUUAUUAGCCAACAAAGAGACGAUGGAGGCAAGUCCUAUUUCUAUAGCAGAGCUGAAGGAAGAAGUAAAGCGUAUUGAAAUGGAUCUUCUUGGUUCGCAUAAGAAAGGAAGCUAAAAGCUGUUUGUGAAGGAAAGACAGAGUAUUUUUUUUUUCUUCUUAGAAUCUUUAGAUCGAAUAAAAAGAUUAUACAGGAUGAAGAACUGACGUUAUCUUCACUCUAUUAUGUUAAAAUGUCUCGUGUGAGAGAAAAGAGACCCAUGUGAUUGCACGUGUUGGAUCAUAUAAUCUAUAAAACGGCGUAGUUUUUGUUUAAGCAUA
Brassica rapa (field mustard) is the source of this 1996-nucleotide messenger RNA. Its product is annotated as kinesin light chain 3. NCBI's taxonomy places the organism in Eukaryota, Viridiplantae, Streptophyta, Magnoliopsida, Brassicales, Brassicaceae. The record is from RefSeq and is a predicted model, not a curated record. Gene Ontology annotation, molecular function: protein binding.